AUGGGUGACUCAAGAGAUAACUUAGCAUGGUCCGCGAUUCAGAUUUGUAGACUUGCAACAUCGUUUUCAUAUGAAGUUUGUAAAGGACUUGUCAACAUAAAUAUAGACACAAUACUCUUUGUCAUCGAAACGCGUCCAAAAAUAACACAACGAUCAAUCUGCGCGUUAUUUUUGCAACAGGAAUGUGGGGAACUAGAUGAAUCUCUAAAUUUCCAUAUCAAUAUUUCUCCUCUGACGUCAAGAUCAACAAAACCGAAAUCCAUUAAGCGUUCGACAUCACAGACUAUUAAAAUUAUUCAAUUUACUGACUUACACUUCGAUCCAGAGUAUGUUGUAGGUGGAAACGCAAACUGUAAUGAUCCAUUGUGUUGCCGAAAAGAGAGCGUAUCGAAUGACUCAGUUAAGGCAGGUUAUUGGGGUGAUUAUAGGAAAUGUGAUAUGCCAUGGCAUCUCGUUGAACAUGCAAUAAAGCAUAUGGCUGAACAACAUCCAGAUGCUGACUUUAUUUAUUAUACGGGUGAUUUUGUUGCUCAUAAUGUUUGGGACACGACAAUUGACAAUAAUAUUGCAUUAAUGGAUCAAUUGUAUCAACUUAUGAUGGAGGCAUUUGGUAGCAAAGCUAUUUACCCAAUAUUGGGAAAUCAUGAAGCACAUCCGGUGAAUGUGUUCGCACCAUCAUCAAUCAAUCAGAAAGAGUUUUCAAGUCAGUGGCUUUAUAAUUAUGCAGCCUCAAUUUGGAGUAAGUGGCUGCCAGCAAGCACUCAACAAACAAUCCAAAAAGGAGGCUACUACACAUUGCUCAUUAAACCUGGAUUAAGACUUAUAGCACUCAACAAUAAUGAUUGUUAUAUUUUUAACUGGUGGGUUCUAUACAGCAUCGAAGAUAUUCAGGAACAACUUCAAUGGCUUCACGAUACUUUACUUAAUGCGGAGAAAAAUAAUGAGAGGGUUCAUAUUCUUGCUCAUAUUCCAAGUGGUGAUGGAAGUUGCUUCAAAUACUGGUCACGCGAAUAUCGAAGAGUUAUUGAGCGUUUCUAUAGAAUCAUAAGUGCACAAUUUAAUGGACAUUCGCAUUACAAUGAAUUUAAUGUAUUUUACGAGACAAAUAACAUCAAUAAUCCAAUCAGCGUCGCUUGGAAUGGCGGUAGCAUAACAACGUAUUAUGAUGUUAAUCCCAACUACAAUAUUUAUUAUGUUGAUGCUGAAAAUUUCCAUGUGAAUGACUAUGAGUCGUGGAUUUUCAAUUUGACGGAGGCAAAUCAAGAUUCAAUAAAAAGCCCACAAUGGCAUAGACAAUAUUCAUUCAAAGACAACUUUAAAAUCCCCGAUUUAAUGCCGUCAUCACUCGACAAUCUUCUCUUAAGCAUGACAACAGAUAGAAGCAUGGCAAGACAGUAUUUUCGGUAUAAAAUCAAAGACGGAGAUCCAUUUCUUAAAUCUGACUGUCAAGAUGACUGCUUACGCGACCACGUCUGUGAAAUAUCUAUUAAUGAAAUCGGUGACGAUAGAAAGUGUAAAGAAUUGUUGAAAAAUUCUUUCUCGUCGGAUUAAUAAUGAGAAUGAAUGGAACCAAGAAGAAAAGAAAUGUG
This is a messenger RNA of Chironomus riparius, 1589 nucleotides long. The record is from the annotation of a GenBank genome assembly. Lineage: Eukaryota; Metazoa; Arthropoda; Insecta; Diptera; Chironomidae.